AAAUUAUUUAACACUUUUCCAAAAUUAAACUUUUUCCAAGUGUAUUAAUUCUCGGAGCAGAUCGAAUAAGACAUGAUAUUUCCGGCGACGGCAAAGACAAAGAGGAGUAUGGAAGCUAUUCCCCUUCUCAGAACUAUCAAACCCUUCAAACUCAACCCGAAUCUCACUAAAUCGUUUUGCGUCCGGUGCUCUUCUUCUUCCUCAGCCACCAAGGUUCACACGGGUGAAAGAACAGGGAUGAAGAGACAAUUUGAUGGAUUAUUGUUGGAUGCUGCUGGUACGCUCUUGCAGUUGGCUAAGCCUGUUGAAGAGACCUAUGCAGCUAUUGGAAAAAACUAUGGUCUUUCCACCCCAUCCGCUGUGAUAAAGAAAGGUUUCAAAAGAGCUUUUUCUGCCUCAUGGGCUGAGGAGCUACGGUAUCAGGGAGAUGGAAGGCCAUUUUGGAAGUUCAUAGUUUGUGAAGCAACUGGUUGUAAUGAUAAUGAUUAUUUUGAAGAAGUUUACCAGCACUAUGCAAAUGGUGAUGCUUGGCGUCUUCCGGACACAGCCUCUGAUACUCUAUCAAACCUGAAAGAUUGUGGAGUCAAACUGGCAGUUGUUUCGAAUUUUGACACCCGUUUGAGGAAGCUAUUGAAAGACCUCAAUGUGGUACAUCUGUUUGAUGCUGUUAUAGUAUCUGCUGAGGUUGGAUAUGAAAAACCAGAUGCUAAGAUAUUUCAAGCUGCACUCGAUCAGAUAUGUGUUGAAACGACAAAGGCAGUUCAUGUUGGAGAUGAUCCCAAGGCUGAUAAGGAAGGUGCUAAUGCUGCUGGAAUUGAAUGCUGGUUAUGGGGCAGAGAUGUCAAGUCUUUUGCUGAUAUACAGAGCGCUAUUCUGAUUGAGUCUUAAAACUGUCUUGGUCAUUGGCAAUGAGCUAUUGCUGCAAUAUAUGCUUUCUAAGAUAAGGCAUGAAAAGGGGAAGCAUAAAAGUCUGUUUUCUAUAGCAUACAGCACAUCGGAUCAAGAGUUCAUUAGCAGUCUUUCAAUACAAAUAAUGUAUUUGUGGGAGAUUUAACUUAAUCCUCCUUUGUACACAGAUCUUCAUAUAAAAACUAUUAUCGAUUGAUACUUAAUUCCAAGAGGGCUUUUGUAAGUUGAUAAAUGAUAAAUCAGUAUUUCAAUACGCAUUUAUUGCGUGUUGGGGGAUCG
Molecule: messenger RNA, 1188 nt
Organism: Cuscuta europaea
Lineage: Eukaryota; Viridiplantae; Streptophyta; Magnoliopsida; Solanales; Convolvulaceae
Source: the annotation of a GenBank genome assembly